Molecule: messenger RNA, 3783 nt
Organism: Lontra canadensis (Northern American river otter)
Lineage: Eukaryota; Metazoa; Chordata; Mammalia; Carnivora; Mustelidae
Gene: OAS3
Product: 2'-5'-oligoadenylate synthetase 3
Exons: 16
Coding region: 99-3353 (1084 amino acids)
Biological process (GO): regulation of ribonuclease activity; defense response to virus; negative regulation of viral genome replication
Cellular component (GO): nucleoplasm; membrane; cytosol
Molecular function (GO): double-stranded RNA binding; 2'-5'-oligoadenylate synthetase activity
Source: RefSeq, a predicted model, not a curated record
UGCGCGCAGAGCCGAGGAGGCCUGAGGUUUGCAGGCACCGGGGGGCGCGCAGAGCGCGAGAGGGAAGCCGGGGCGCACCGGGGUACCUGAGCCGGGCCAUGGACGUGUACCACACCCCCGCCGCCGCGCUGGACAGCCUGGUGGCCCGCAACCUGAUGCCGUCCUCCGAGUUCCUGGCGGCUGCGCGGCGCACCCUGGGCGACCUGGCAGCCUCCCUGCGUGAGCGCGGGGGCCGCGCGGCUGCCCAGCCUUGGAGGGUGCUGAAAAUCGCCAAGGGAGGCUCUGACGGCCGGGGCACGGCUCUGAGAGGUGGCUGUGAUUCCGAACUUGUCCUCUUCCUCACCUGCUUCAAGAGCUACGAGGAUCAGCGUGUUCGCCGGGCAGAGAUCCUCAGCGAGCUGCAGACCUUGCUACAAUCCUGGUGGCAGAAACCCUUCCAUGGUCUGAGCUUCGAGUUUCCUUGGCAGGACAGGCCUGGGGUCCUAUGGUUCCGCCUGGCAUCCUCGGACCUUGAACACUGGAUGGAUGUCAGCUUGGUGCCGGCCUUUGACGCUCUGGGGCCACUCAAUUCCAACGUCAAACCCGCGCCCCAGGUCUACUCGACCCUCCUCAGCAGCGGUUGCCAGGGCGGCGAGCACGCGGCCUGCUUCUCAGAGCUGCGGAGGAACUUUGUGAACACUCGGCCGGCCAAGCUGAAGAACCUGAUUCUGCUGGUGAAGCACUGGUACCGUCAGGUGUGCCGGGAGGAGGCAAGGAGGGAGGUGCUGCCUCCAGCCUAUGCCCUGGAGCUGCUGACCAUCUUCGCCUGGGAGCAGGGCUGCGGGAUGAAUGCCUUCAGCCUGGCCCAAGGCCUGCGGACCGUGCUGGGUCUGAUCCAGCAGUAUCGGCACCUGUGUGUCUUCUGGACCCUGCACUAUGGCUUUGAGGACGCUGCGGUCAGCCGCUUCUUGAGGCAGCAGCUCGAGAGACCCAGGCCUGUGAUCCUGGACCCAGCUGACCCCACGUGGGAUGUGGGGAACGGUGCAGCCUGGCGCUGGGAUAUACUGGCCCAGGAGGCAGGGUCCUGUUACGAGCGCCCGUGCUUUCUGCAGGCGGCAGGGGGCGCUGUGCAGCCCUGGGAGGGGCUUCGCCUUCCACGUGCUGGGGCCGCAGGUUUAGACCACCCCAUCCAGCGAGACUCUGCCCAGAGGCCCCCUGAGGAGAACCACAGUCUCCAUGCUGUGCGCCCCAGGACUGGGGGCAAGCGGCCCUCAGGCCCAGCUCCUGACCCCUCGGGGGCAGCCAGCAUCAUCCCUUCCACGCUGGGGACGGCUUCAGAUCUGUCCCAGAUUGCUGCCAAGGACCUGGACCGCUUCGUCCAGGACCACCUGAAACCAAACCCCCAGUUCCAGAAGCAGGUCAGCAAGGCCAUCGAUGUCAUCUUGAGUUGCCUUCGUGAGAAGUGUGUCUACAAGGCCUCGAGAGUCAGCAAGGGGGGCUCCUUUGGCCGGGGCACAGACCUGAGGGGUGGCUGCGAUGCCGAACUUGUCAUUUUCUUCAACUGCUUCAACGACUACAAGGACCAAAGCGCCCGCCGCCCACAGAUCCUUAGUGAGAUGUGGGCACAGCUGGAAUCCGGGUGGCAGGACCCAGUCCCUGGCCUGAGCCUCAAGUUUCCUGAGCGGACCGUGCCCGGGGCUUUGCAGUUCCAGCUGGUGUCCACAGCCCUAGAAAGCUGGAUGGAUGUGACCGUGCUGCCAGUCUUUGACGCCGUGGGGCAGCUCUGCUCUGGCGCCAAACCCGCGCCCCAGGUCUACUCGACCCUCCUCAGCAGCGGUUGCCAGGGCGGCGAGCACGCGGCCUGCUUCUCAGAGCUGCGGAGGAACUUUGUGAACACUCGGCCGGCCAAGCUGAAGAACCUGAUUCUGCUGGUGAAGCACUGGUACUGUCAGGUCGCAGCUCAGAACAAAGGACAGCAGCCAGCCUGUGCCUCUCUGCCCCCAGUCUAUGCUCUGGAGCUCCUGACCAUCUUCGCCUGGGAGCAAGGCUGCGGGAAAGAUUCUUUCAAAAUGGCCGAAGGCCUAAAGACCGUCCUAGAACUUAUCCAGCAGCACCAGCAGCUCUGUGUCUACUGGACAGUCAACUAUAGCUUUGAGGACCCGGCUAUCAGAACACACCUUCUUGGCCAGCUUCAGAAAAAGAGGCCCCUGGUCCUGGAUCCUGCUGACCCCACCUGGAAUGUGGGCCAGGGCAGCUGGGAGCUGUUGGCCCAGGAAGCAGCAGCUCUGGGGACACAGGUCUGCUUUAGGAGUGGAAAAGGGACGUCUGUGCAGCCCUGGGAUGUGAUGCCUGCUCUCCUUUACCAAACCCCAGCUGGGGACCUUGACAAGUUCAUCGGUGAAUUUCUCCAGCCCAACCGCCAGUUCUUGGCUCAGGUGAACAAGGCCGUCGAUGCCAUCUGCUCAUUUCUGAGGGAAAACUGCUUCCGGAAUUCUGCCAUCAAAGUGCUCAAGGUGGUCAAGGGCGGCUCUUUAGCCAAAGGCACGGCUCUGCGAGGCCGCUCGGAUGCGGAUCUAGUGGUGUUCCUCAACUGCUUCAGCCAGUUCACUGAGCAGGGCACCAAGCGGACUGAGGUCAUCUCAGAGAUCCGAGCCCAGCUGGAGGCAUGUCAGCAGGAGAUGCAGUUCGAGGUGAAGUUCGAGAUCCCCAAGUGGGAGAAUUCCCGCGUGCUGAGCUUCUCCCUGACGUCCCAGACGAUGCUGGAUCAGAGUGUGGACUUUGAUGUGCUGCCAGCCUUUGACGCCUUAGGCCAGCUGGUCCCCGGCUACAGGCCCCCGUCUCAAGUCUACGUCGACCUCAUCCACAGCUAUAACCACGCUGGCGAGUUCUCCACCUGCUUCACGGAGCUGCAGCGGAACUUUAUCAUCUCUCGGCCCACCAAGCUCAAGAGUCUGAUCCGACUGGUGAAAUACUGUGCAACAAGAUGCUCAAGGGGAGAGGCUCCCUGCCCCCCCCAGCAUGGGCUGGAACUCCUGACGGUGUACGCCUGGGAGCAGGGCGGCCGGGACCCCCAGUUCAACAUGGCCCAGGGCUUCCGCACUGUCCUAGAGCUGGUCAGCCAGUACCAGCAACUCUGUGUCUACUGGACUGUCAACUACAACGACAAGGACAAGACUGUCAGAGACUUCCUGAGCCGGCAGCUUCGGCAGCCCAGGCCCAUCAUCCUGGAUCCGGCUGACCCGACGGGCAAUCUCAGCCACAAUGCCCGCUGGGACCUGCUGGCCAAGGAAGCCAUCGCCUACAUGUCUGCCCUGUGCUGCAUGAACAGGGACGGCACCCCCAUCCGACCAUGGCCAGUGAAGGCUGCUGUGUGAAGGCCAGAGUCCAUGUUUGUACCAGAUAGAUGGAAGGACACCAGCCCUCGGCAUGAGGAAACUCAGGGACACCUACCAGAUGUGUGUGUGUGUGUGUGUGAGAGAGAGAGAGAGAGAGAGAGGGAGGGAGACAGAGAGACUGAUCCAGCCUCUCCGUCCAGCCUCCCCACUCCGUGCUCUCCUCCUACUCUGUGCAGCCUACCCACCUGAUAUCUGUGGGUCUGUGGGCUGGCAGCAGCCUGGGUUCCCAGCCUCCCCGCCAUGCCUCUGCUCUCGGACAGCGACGGUUGCAUCCCACACUGCCCCUGCUGAGAAUGUCCUCCUCCUUCCCGACUUCUGUGCUUGUCCACACCAGCUCAUGUCUGCUGCUGAAACCCCUCCCUGUCCUGCCAGUGGCCUCUCCUUCUUCCCCACUCCAACAGCUUCUCAC